Messenger RNA from Maudiozyma barnettii, 1164 nucleotides. RefSeq names its product ribosome dissociation factor DOM34 (gene DOM34). The transcript has a single exon. The record is from RefSeq and is a predicted model, not a curated record. Gene Ontology annotation, biological process: nuclear-transcribed mRNA catabolic process, non-stop decay; nonfunctional rRNA decay; ribosome disassembly. Lineage: Eukaryota; Fungi; Ascomycota; Saccharomycetes; Saccharomycetales; Saccharomycetaceae. Gene Ontology annotation, cellular component: cytoplasm. The coding region runs from base 1 to 1164 and encodes 387 amino acids.
AUGAAGAUAUUAAAGUUAGAAGAGGGGUCAAUUAAUAAGGAAAGUGCUGUGAUAUCCCUUCUCCCAGAAGAUAAAGAAGAUUUAUUUACCUUGUAUCAAAUUAUCGACGAAGAAGAUGAAUUGAUUUUUAAGAAGAAAUUUUCAUCCAGGAAAGAUGAGGAUUCGAAGAAGACAAAUACAGACUUAGUUUUGCUUAAGAUCCAAGUAGUAUCAAGUGAAUUUGAUAUUAAUGAUGAAUUUCUGAGAUAUAAAGGUAAGACUGUUACAGACGAUACUGGAAGGGCCAACGCCGAAGUUCCUGUUGGGAAAUUUAUAAGUUUUACAGUGAAUUACUCUUAUCCAUUUACACUUAUUAAAGAAUCCUUUGAUAAGCACACACGUCAGUUAUUGAAUGAAGCUUGCAAUCCAGAAGGUAAGUCGGAUACAGCAGCAGUGGUGUUACAAGAAGGGAUUGCCCAUGUUUGUAUUUUAACACCGUCAUCUACCAUCCUAAAGCAGAAAAUAGAAUAUAGUCUACCUAAGAAAAAACGUGGUACUGAUAUUAUGAAAUAUGAUGAAAAGACUGAAAAGUUCUACAAAGGUAUAUAUGCGGCUAUGAAUAAGUACUUUGAUUUUGAGAAGUUGAAAAUGGUAAUUCUGUGCUCUCCUGGGUUUUAUGCAAAGACUUUAAUGGGUAAAGUUUUAGAAUAUGCAAAGGAAGAACGUAAUGGUGCAAUUUUGAAUAACAGUUCAAGAUUUCUGGUUGCUCAUUGUUCUACUGGUUACAUGCAAGGUAUUAACGAAGUAUUGAAGGAUCCAGCAUACACUUCAAACUUAAGUGAUACCAAGUACUCUAAGGAGGCAGUCGUAAUGGAUGAUUUCCUAAAACACUUGGAUGAUGAUGAUUAUAAAUCUUGGUACGGUGAAGAAGAGAUUUUCAAAGCAGCCGAGUUAGGUGCCAUUUCCUCAUUGCUGAUCACUGAUACCAAAUUGCAUUCUGGGAAUGUGAAGGGUAGGAAAAAGUAUCUUGAUAUGAUGGAUUCAGUCGAACGUAAUGGUGGUACAGUAUACACAUUCAGUACAUUACAUGAUUCUGGGGAAGAAUUGGAAAAGUUGACAGGUAUCGCAUGUAUUUUAAAGUAUCCAUUACCAGAUCUUGAUGAAGAUGUAGUGGAUUUCGAUUGA